CCAAGAAUAUCUAUAAAUUACUAAAAAGAGAACUAGAUCUGUUUAUUAGUAGGCGUACAUAUGACGCAACAACUGAAACAGACGAGUGUAAGGCACCAUAAUUAUUAGCGAUUUCAGUCUUUUCGAAUACCGUGUGUGUGAGGGCAACUCUACACAUUUAGCGUAAUGAGGUCGAACCCAUACUGCAUAAAGCUAUUGAUGUCAGCCUUGCUUGCAGUUAGUCGAUUUCUUUCUUUUAUAUUGCACAUCUUUAAAUUUCGAGAAAGAAGGAAGCGUAGUGGUGUCAUACCAGUCGCCAUUAACGUGCAAGAGAGAGAGAGACGACAUAAUUUUGGAUUGUGUAUAGUUAUAGAAAUCAGCCAUGGCGUAUUCAGAACAACAAUCUCAGCUUUUAGAUCAAGAAAUUUGUGGACACGAAAAACUCAGCAUGAUAUGAAUGAAAUAUUAACUGACGAGCAAUUGGAAGCGCUUCUGAACGACAGUAAUGCCGAAUUAUCUGAUGGGGAAGAUGACGAAUUUUCAUUUUUGACUGGAGAUUUUCCUGUUGAACCUGAAGCCAAUGAUGAAGAUAAAGCAACAGUAGAUGAGACUGUGGAUUCUUCUGAAGAAUUAGACGAUAGAAAUGAUCCCCAAGACGAAAUUCUUGUUCCACAACAUCUGCCAGUGCGAUCUAUGAAGUGGAGGAAGAAUGAAAUGCCGUAUUCGAAUCCUUGUGAGAGCGAAAUCCAUCUUCCAGAUUAUGAAGAAGAGAGAGGAAUUUUUGAAUCUUUCUUGGAAUACCUUCCUCUGACAUUCUGGGAAGAACAUGCACAACAAACCAAUUUGUAUUCAGUUCAAAAACGACAACAUAAAUCUGUUAACACCAGUGAAGAAGAAAUGUUGCAUUUAGCUGGAAUACAUGUUGUUAUGGGAGUUCUGGGCUAUGCACAAAGUAAGCUGUACUGCCAGCAAGAUACUCAGGUUACAGUUAUUGCUAAGUGUAUGACAAGAGACCGUUUCUAUGAACUGAGAAAUUAUAUGCAUUUUGUGGAUAACACAAGUGAGCACAACGAGAAGCUUUGGAAGGUAAAACCUUUUCUUGAUUGUGUGCAGAAGAAGUGUCUGACCCUUCCAAGAUCACAUCAUCUUUCCAUUGACGAACAGAUGGUGCCAUUUUCUGGUAAAUGUGGCUUUGUGACUUACGUACCAUUAAAACCUAAUCCAUUAGGUUUAAAAUGCUUCAUUCUGGCUGCACCUGAUGGCCUUCAUGUUUUAUGCUGGGUCAGGUACUGUGUCAGCUGAAGAUAUGAAAGAAUAUGGUCUCAGUGCAGCAGUUGUUAAGAUGACAGAAAGUGUUCCUAGAGACAACCAGCAUUGUGUAUACACUGAUAGAUUUUUCACAAGUGUAAAAUCUGUAGACAUGUUGCUGGGAAGGAAAAUUUAUCAGACAGGUACAGUUAUGAAGAACAGAUUGGGUCCAAUAGUGAAGAAACUGAAAAAUGACAUGCUAUUUCAACAGGGGGGAUGGGAAGAAUGGGUUAGGGAAGAUGAUAAAAUUUGUCUUAUUAAGUGGAAAGACAACAAAAGUGUCCUGAUACUCUCAUCAUGUGUUGGAAGCAGCCCUCCAACCACAUGUAAGAGGUGGUCAAGAGAACAGAGAAAGAAGAUAGAUGUUCCUCAGCCAGUGGCAGUGAAGCUUUAUAAUGAAAACAUGGGAGGUGUUUAUCUCUGUGAUAGAUUUUUGUCAUAUUACAGAUGCUACAUUCACACAUCAAAAUGGCCUGUAAGAAUGUUUAAUCAUUUUAUAGAUCUUGAGAUUGUCAAUUGUUGGGUGAUGUACCACAGAUGGUGCUCAGAAAAUGAAAUACCCAAACAAAGAAGGUUGUCACUGAUGGAUUACAAAAUGCACGUAGGCAAAGCUAUGAUUAAUUACGAAUAUGUUGAGCCUGUAGCUAGAAGAAGAGGACGCCCUUCAGUAGUCAAUUCCUCUGAUAGUGAAGAUGUAGAUGAUGUACAAAAUAUGGAUAAAAAGCCAAGAAGAGUUCUGUCACAACCAACUGCAGAAGUUAGGUUUGACAAUGUAGUCCAUUUACCAAAAUUAGUUGAGGCAAAGAAUGCCCCAAAAUACAGGAAUCAUGGCUGCUUUUUACUGAGGAAAAGAGAGAAAAAUGUAAUCAAAGACAAGUACAUUAUCAUGAUAACUGUGGACCUCCAUUUAUGCCCUAGUGAAUAACCAUUUUUUUUCCUUUGGCAUAUGUGUCAUGCUUGUAUACUAGUUUGUUGGAAAAUAUGAAAAGAAAAAUUUCCUGUAAAUUUUUUUCGUCUCAGGAGUGAAGAGAUUACCGUAAGACUUUUUCGGCUUUGUCUCAGCCAUUUUCAGAGGAAUCUUAUGAUGUGCAGCUGGAUAACGUAACAGUCUACACUGGGCAUAAACAGGUUAACAAUGUUUAGUGAGAAUUUUUGAACAGUGGAAAAGUCAGCACGGCUGAAGGAGAAAAACAGUUUUUUUUUUUAAUUGCCAUCAUCUGCCAAUGAUAAGGAUAACAAGAUAUAAAGUAAAAAGGAACAAUGUACUGCCAUCUCAAUACUGUCCGACAUGCUUAUGUGUAUACACGGUGGCCAGAACCAUGUGAUGACCUUUAAACUUUCAUUUGCGGGAUGACUGCUGUGUUCUCUGGAGUUUAGCUGGUCUUUGAAACAUUCAGGUGCAUCACAUUCCUCCUACUUUUCUACUAUAGCAUGAAUGCUCCUGCAUUUUCUUUAUAUGUCCUCCUUUCCCACUUUUUUUGAAAUUUUUAUUCUUGGCUUAAAAAAUAAUAAAUUCAUUUUCAUGUUUUGAGUUGUACUCUGUUUGCCAAAAUUUCAAAAAUGUAGUGUAGUGUAGUAGUACUUAUUAUUAUUGCUAGAUGGCAGCAUCAAUCCAUUUACAAGUAACAAAAUGUUUUGAAUGUUAAACACACUGCAUAAAUCUGUAUUGCUGGACAGAUUAGCAUCCUUGAGCAUAAUGUCACCAUAAGCCCACAGUUACCGUUUGAGUUAUUUUGGUGAGCUCAAGAUGACAUCUCUACCAACAGUGCAGAACAAUGUGUUGGGCACACAUGUAUAUUUAAGCAAUGGCUGAACAAUGAUGUAUUUAUUUAAUCACUAUCUGAUUAUCUUAUUUUCAUGAUCUUGCAUGUGUGUAAAUUGUAUGAACACACAGUGUUAAAAAGUGUGAAGUAAUUAAAACUUUCUGUAAAGUUUUAUGAGUUUU
Schistocerca cancellata (South American locust) is the source of this 3232-nucleotide messenger RNA. RefSeq names its product piggyBac transposable element-derived protein 3-like. The record is from RefSeq and is a predicted model, not a curated record. NCBI's taxonomy places the organism in Eukaryota, Metazoa, Arthropoda, Insecta, Orthoptera, Acrididae. Bases 166 to 1281 code for a protein of 371 amino acids. The transcript is spliced from 3 exons.